AUGCAAGAAGUCAAAGAGAAAUAUGAGACAGAUGCGUCCGUCUCCGACACGCCAGUUUCUGCUGGCGAUGGUGAGAGGGCGGGAACAGCCGAGCUACAUCGAACUCUCAAAGGACGGCAUAUGCAAAUUAUUGCAAUUGGUGGCUCUAUCGGAUCUGGCAAUGCGCUUAGCUCGGGAGGACUCGGUGCCCUGAUUAUAGACUUCAUGAUCAUCGGUGUCAUGCUUCUACUAACCAUAAAAUGCUAUGGGAGAGUUUGCUGGCAAGCCAUACCCUCAGGCAAUAUACUAAUGCAAAGCUAA
Messenger RNA from Venustampulla echinocandica, 300 nucleotides. RefSeq lists its product as uncharacterized. The transcript has a single exon. Gene Ontology annotation, biological process: amino acid transmembrane transport. The record is from RefSeq and is a predicted model, not a curated record. Bases 1 to 300 code for a protein of 99 amino acids. Lineage: Eukaryota; Fungi; Ascomycota; Leotiomycetes; Helotiales; Pleuroascaceae. Gene Ontology annotation, molecular function: amino acid transmembrane transporter activity.